Molecule: messenger RNA, 10582 nt
Organism: Hyla sarda
Lineage: Eukaryota; Metazoa; Chordata; Amphibia; Anura; Hylidae
Product: serine-rich adhesin for platelets-like
Exons: 11
Coding region: 1-9327 (3108 amino acids)
Source: RefSeq, a predicted model, not a curated record
AUGGGAGAAUCUACUUCAUCACCAGGCACAUCGACUGAACAAGAAACAUAUUCAUACUCUGUGACUAAUGUAACAAUAGAAGAAUCAUCAUCUAUAUCACAUUCUACAUGGGUAGAAACAUCUCCAGAGGUUGAAAAAAUGACAGCAAUAUCAACAGAAUCUUCUACACUAUCUGAUAAAACAAUAGCUUGGACAUAUACAAGAACGGAUACCACAAUUGCAGAGACCUCAGAUGUAACAAAAGAAGAAACACUUACUUUACCACCAGAAACAUCAGCUGAAACAGAAACAUCUUCAUCUCCCAUGUAUGAUGUGACUACAUAUGAGACAUCCCAUGCAACAGAUCCCACAACAGCAGAAACAUCUGUGGAAACAUCUGAACAAAUCUCCUCACUACCAGAAAUGUCAACAGAAAUAUCUCCAGUAUCUGAUACAACAGAAGAACCUGAUAUUACAACAACAGAAACAUCUUCACUGUCUACUGUACAAACAGACAGAUCUCCAGUGUCUGAUUUAACAACAGAAGAGACAUCAGAAACAUCUCCAGUAGUUGAUCUUACACCUACAAAAGCCACCUCACUCCCAGAGCUACAAACAGAAAUCACUCCGGUAUCUGGCACCACAAUAGAGGAAACAUCUUUAUUCCCUACAACAAAAUCCAUAACAGUAAACAUAAAUACCCAAACCUCUUCAGAAAUACCAACAGAGACAUCUCGAGUAUCUGAAAUAGAAACAGAAGGGACAUCUUUAGUACCAGAAGUUACAAUAACAGAAACAACUCCAGUGCCUGAAGCUAGUACCAUAAAAAUGUCUUCACUAUCAGAAACAACAUCUCUAUCUGAUAAAACAACAGGAGAAACAUUUUCGGACUCUUCGUCAUUGACUCCUUCAUUGUCCUUUGCAACUGAUUCAAUAAGUGAAGUUUUUACAUCAACAGACUCGAAAAUAACUCAUACUGAGGUGGAGACAUCAUCAAUAGAUCUUAUAACCGGCAUAACAAGUAAAGAAGUAUCCACUGUAUCUGCCGAAACAUCUUUUUCAGAAACAUCUGUACGAACUUCUACAUUGGAUUACACAACCGACACAACAUCAAUGGAAGACUCAAGUGCAACAGAAACUGCCACAAGAUCCAUUACUAUAGGCUCAGAAACAACUGAAGUUACAUCAUCUACAAGUAAUGACAUUGAAAGCCCUGCAGUUGACACAACAUCAUCACAAACAUACACAAUCAUGGGUGAAACGUCAUCAGAAACAUCUAAUUAUGUCACAACUCUUGUCUCUCAAUCAGGAUCAAUCCCAACUGUAAUUGACACAACAUUGUUAGAAGUUUCCACAUCCGCUACUUCACAGGCAGCAGAAACAUCUCAUACACUUCCAUUUACAAUAACACAGGAUGCAAACACAGAAACAUCUGUAAUAACUAGCACAACCAAAGAAGCAUCUACAUCCACUGAGACAACAUUGGAAGAGCUUUCAACAUUGGUCGUAACUGCAGGAGCAACAUCAUCAACAACUUACACAAUGUCUUCCACAACAGGAUCUUCUUCAACAGAUACUGCAACUGUAGAAAUUAGUACAGAAAAUCUCUCUACAACAUUAACUACAGAAUCUUCUACUGAAUAUUCUACAGUAAGUGCAGAGUCAUCCUCUACAACCAAAGAUCAAACAUCUACUCCUAUAUCAACAUCAACUCUCUCCACUGACACUAAAACUGAAGAAACAUCUGGAACAGUCAGUACUGUUGGAGAAGAAACAUCAUCUAUCCCUUACACAACAACAGAGAGGGAAACUUCUCAAAGCAUUUCACCAGGUCAAACAUCUGCAACAACCAGUACACCAAGAAUAUCAUCCUUGGCAACUGAAACAUCUACUAUAAUUGAUGAAAUAACAGGGACUGGAACUAAUGAAGCCAGUAAAGAAAGUGUUUCAGGUACAACAUGGGAAUCAUCUCAUACAACAGAAACACUGUCUUCUGAUAAAACAACCAGACAGUCAUCUCCAUUCAUUACUUCAAAGAUAACAUCAACAGCAAUUAUUACAAUUGGAGGAGAAGCUUCUUCAGAAACAGUCAUACCUGGAUCAACAAGAGCAGAAACAUCAGUGGGAGACACGUCAACAACCAAAUCUUAUACAGGUGCAGAAACUUCUUCAACUACAGAUGAAGCCAUCACACCUACAUAUCAAAUAACUACCACAUCAAAUUUGGAAACAAAAUCUGAAAAACCUACAGUAACUACUAUUAGUGAUACAUCAAAAACAGAAACAUCUCAUGCAAUAGAUGUAACAAGUGUAGAAAUUUCUCCUCUGAUCAGCAGGACAACAGAAUUGUCAUCAGUAACUAGCAAGACAACAGCGGAGAUAUCUGUCUCCACUAUUCUAGCAACUGAAGACAUUUCAGAUACAACACAGUCAGAAACUUCAACUUCUGCAUCUUCAGCUCUAACCAGUACUACAGCAACAUCUCCAAUGGAAACUGUACCAUCUACUGAUACAACAUCUGGGGAAGUUGAGACAUCAAAUUUAACUUCUUCAACUGCAGAAAAAACAUCUGAAGUAAGUUCCACAACAAAAACAUCUUCUGAAAGGCCUACUCCAGUUGAAGAAAGUACUCUUGUUACUGAUUUACCAAAACCGGAGACAUCAUCAAGACCAGAGGAAGCAACAUCUCUACCGAUAUCGUCGUUACUAACUACAAUACAGUUAGACAUAUCUUCAGAAAUCUCAACAACAGGAACACUGAAAACUUCCACUACUGAUGUAGACAUAACACAAACAGCAUCACUGGACACAUCUUCAUUAAGUAUGACUACAAGAGAAGGAACAUCAAAGGUGGCUUCAACCACAAAACAAGUCUCAACACUAGUUACUGACACAUCACUUGAAAAAACAGACCCUUUUACUGAUGUUUCAACUGAAACAACUAUAAUUGACAAAACAACCACAACUACAACUUCUGAAAUAGGUAUAACAACUGCAGAAACAUUGUUCUCUCCUGAGACAACAUCGCUAUCUUCAAUUACAACAAUACAACUAGAAAAAACUUCAGUGAACACAUCACCCACAACUGUCACUAUGAGGGAAGAAACAUCGGAGGAAGUUGCUUCUACAAUAAAACAUCUUACAACUCCCUCUACUCAAGCAACAGCUCGUGUGACAGAUGUAACAACUGAACAAACACUACCGGCAUCAUUGGAACCUUCAGAAACAACUAUAAUUGACAAAACAACAAUAAACACCACCCCAGACACAUUUCCCUCUACAGAGGCAACAACCAUUACCACAUCUCUGUCAAUCACCACAAUAGAAUCUGACAAAUCUACAGAAAUUGCUGGAACAGAAACAGAAACAACUUCUGUAACUCAUAUAACUACAGAUAAGGAAACAUCUAGCACACCUUUUACAACGAAACAAAGCUCAACUCUUGUAGCUCGUACAACACUUUCAGAAACAGCUCAGGAGACUGAUAUAACAACUGAACAAACACUGACUACAACUCCAGAAACAAGUCAGACCGAUACAACAUUGUCCUCCAUUGAGACGACAACUUUACCAACAUCUCCUGUACAUACUACAGUACAAGUUGACAAAUCUUCAGAAAUCCCUUCAACAAUGAUACAGCCUACUUCUUUGACUGAUAUAACAACAAAAGAAACAACAUUGGUCAAAACCUCGACCAUCACUGUUGCCACAAGAGAAGAAACUACAGAUGUGGCUUUGACAGUAAACCAUGGCUCAACCCUAACAACUCACACAACAGUUGCAGAAACAGGUGUCAUCACUGGUGUAACAUCUAAACAAACAACAGUGACAACUCCAGAAACAACUGUAGUAAACAUAACAAGUACAACCCCACAAACAACUUACACAAUGUCUUCCACAACAGGAGACACGUCUUCUUCAACAGAUACUGCAACUCUAGAAAUUGGUACAGAAAAUCUCUCUACAACACUAACUACAGAAUAUUCUACUGAAUAUUCUACAGUGAGUGCAGAGUCAUCCUCUACAACCAAAGAUCAAACAUCUACUCCUAUAUCAACAUCAAUUCUCUCCACUGACACUAAAACUGAAGAAACAUCUGGAACAGUCAGUACUGUUGGAGAAGAAAUAUCAUCUAUCCCUUACACAACAACAAAGAGGGAAACUCCUCAAAGUACUUCACCAGGUCAAACAUCGGCAACAACCAGUACACCAAGAAUAUCAUCCUUGGCAACUAAAACAUCCACUAUAGUUGAUGAAAUAACAGGGACUGGAACUAAUGAAGCCAGUAAAGAAAGUGUUUCAGUUACAACAUGGAAAUCAUCUCCUUCAACAGAAACAUUGUCUUCUUCUGAUAAAACAACCAGACAGUCCUCUCCAUUCAUUACUUCAAAGAUAACAUCAACAGCAAUUAUUACAAGUGGAGCAGAAGCUUCUUCAGAAACAGUCAUACCUGGAUCAACAAGAACAGAAACAUCAGUGGGAGACACGUCAACAACCAAAUCUUAUACAGGUGCAGAAACUUCUCCUACUACAGAUGAAGCCAUCACACCUACAUAUCAAAUAACUACUACAUCAAAUUUGGAAACAAAAUCUGAAAAACCUACAGUAACUACUAUUAGUGAUACAUCAAAAACAGAAACAUCUCAUGCAAUAGAUGUAACAAGUGUAGAAAUUUCUCCUCUGAUCAGCAGGACAACAGAAUUGUCAUCAGUAGUUAGCAAGACAACAGCGGCGAUAUCCGUCUCCACUAUUCUAGCAACUGAAGACAUUUCAGAUACAACACAGUCAGAAACUUCAACAUCUGCAUCUUCAGCUCUAACCAGUACUACAGCAACAUCUCCAAUGGAAACUGUACCAUCUACUGAUACAACAUCUGGGGAAGUUGAGACAUCACAUUUAACUUCUUUAACUGCAGAAAAAACAUCUGAAGUAAGUUCCACAACAAAAACAUCUUCUGAAAGGCCUACUCCAGUUGAAGAAAGUACUCUUGUUACUGAUUUACUAAAACCGGAGACAUCAUUAAGACCGGAGGAAGCAACAUCUCUACCGAUAUCUUCGUUUCUAACCACAAUACAGUUAGACAAAUCUUCAAAAAUCCCAACAACAGGAACACUGAAAACUUCCACUACUGAUGUAGACAUAACAGAAACAGCAUCACUGGACACAUCUUCAUUAAGUAUGACUACAAGAGAAGGAACAUCAAAGGUGGCUUCAACCACAAAACAAGUCUCAACACUAGUUACUGACACAUCACUUGGAAAAACAGACUCUUUUACUGAUGUUUCAACUGAAACAACUAUAAUUGACAAAACAACCACAACUACAACUCCUGAAAUAGGUAAAACAACUGCAGAAACAUUGUUCUCUCCUGAGACAACAUCGCUAUCUUCAAUUACAACAAUACAACUAGAAAAAACUUCAGUGAACACAUCACCCACAACUGUCACUAUGAGGGAAGAAACAUCGGAGGAAGUUGCUUCUACAACAAAACAUCUUAAAACUCCCUCCACUCAAGCAACAGCUCGUGUGACAGAUGCAACAACUGAACAAACUCUACCAGCAUCAUUGGAACCUACAGAAACAACUAUAAUUGACAAAACAACAAUAAAGACCCCCCCAGACACAUUUCCCUCUACAGAGGCAACAACCACUGCCACAUCUCUGUCAAUCACCACAAUACAAUCCGAAAAAUCUACAGAAAUCGCUAUAACAGAUACAGAAACAACUUCUAUAACUUAUAUAUCUACUGAUAAGGAAACAUCUAGCACACCUUUUACAACGAAACAAAGCUCAACUCUAGUAGCUCAGACAACACUUUCAGAAACAGCUCAGGAGACUGAUAUAACAACUGAACAAACACUGACUACAACUCCAGAAACAAGUCAGACCGAUACAACAUUGUCCUCCAUUGGGACGACAACUUUACCAACAUCUCCUGUACAUACUACAGUACAAGCUGACAAAUCUUCAGAAAUCCCAUCAACAACGACACAGCCUACUUCUUUGACUGAUAUAACAACAAAAGAAACAACAUUGGUCAAAACCUCGCCCAUCACGGUUGCCACGAGAGAAGAAACUACAGAUGUGGCUUCGACAGUAAACCAUGGCUCAACCCUAACAACUCACACAACAGUUUCAAAAACAGGUGUCAUCACUGAUGUAACAUCUAAACAAACACCAAUGACAACUCCAGAAACAACUGUAGUAGACACAACAAACACAACCCCACAUAUGAGUACCGCACCUUCAGAAUCACUGCCCUCUACUGUGGUAACAACCACACAUAUAUCCUUAGCUACCUCAAAACAACCAGAAACCUCACAAAUCACUUCAACAGAUGAAACAUCACAAGUUGCUUCUACCACAAAACAUGGCUCAAUUCCUAUACCUCAUACCACAGAGUAUAAAACAGCUCAGGUAACUGCAGGACAAUUGACAAGUACCUUGCCAAUAACUGAAGCUACAAGUGGAGGAACACCAGAGAUGACUUCUACAAGAAACAGCUCAACUAUUGCUACCACUCUUGAGACUGAAGUAACAACAAAACUAACUUUUCCACCAUCUGUGGAGAAAACAACAAUUGUAUUUCCAGUGACCAGUGUGACAUCUGGGGAACCAUUGACUUCCAUUAAAUCAACAAUCUCAUUAGAGACAACGUCAUUAGGAGUAUCAGAUUUAUCACCUUCUACAACAGGAGUGACUACUUCUACAGCCAAAUCUGAAACUACCAUUGAAACUACAACAACACAUGCCCAAACAGCUCUUGUGACAACUGAAAGAACUUUGGCAACAAGUUCAGAAACAACGGCUAUAACUGAAGGGACAACAACACUACUUCCAACAACCAGCAAGACAACUCCAGUGACAUCACCCAUUACAACGGCUACGAUGACACAAACACCUUCAUAUACUACACAACUACCCAAAACAACUUCUGAGAUGACAACAAAAAUAGAGACAUCUUCAGAUUUAGCAAAAACAUCAUUGGUGAGUGUUUCUACAGUGGUGACUACACCUCAAGUAGCUUCAACAAUGACAGCAAAAGGUGAAACCUCACAGGUAGCUAGCACCACAAACUAUCCAUCACAAACAGGUCUACAGACUGAUACAACAACUAAACAAACAUCAUUACCAACAACCUCAUUAGAGACAACAUCAUUAGGAGUAUCUGAUUUAUCACCUUCUACAACAGGAGUGGCUACUUCUACAGCAAAAUCUGAAACUACCCUUGAAACUACAACAACACAUGCCCAAACAGCUCUUGUGACAACUGAGAAAACAUUGGCAACUAGUUCAAAAACAACGGCAAUAACUGAAGGGACAACAACACUACUUCCAACAACCAGUAAGACAACUCCAGUGACAUCACCCAUUACAACAGCUACGAUGACACAAACACCUUCCUAUACCACGCAACUACCCAAAACAACUUCUGAGAUGACAACAAAAAUAGAGACAACUUCAGAUUUAGCAAAAACAUCAUUGGUGAGUGUUUCUACAGUGGUGACUACACCUCAAGUAGCUUCAACGAUGACAACAAAAGGCGAAACCUCACAGGUAGCUACCACCACAAACUAUACAGCACAAACAGGUCUACAGACUGAUACAACAACUAAACAAUCAUCACUACCAACGGCUCUUGUGACUGAUAAAACAACAUUAGCAAAAACAUCAGUCUUGGGAACAUCUCCUGUUACUGUUGCUACAUUCGGGACAAUGCCUACAGAAACAGUUAAAAUAGAAACAACUGCAAAAACUUUAUCAUCUAGUGGUGUUACAGAUUUACAAACAUCUUUGGUUACCACAAAUAGCUCAGAAGCAAUAACUGGGAGACCAACUACAGAAGCAUUUCCUAACACAAGUGCAAAAACUACUCCGUCAGUAACUGCAACACCGUCUUUAGAAAGCAUUACAACAAAAGUGGAAACUGCUCCUGGUACAGUUCCAAAAACAUCUGAGGUGUCUCAAGUGGCGACCACCAAUAAAACAGAAACAUCUACUGCCACAUCGGGUCCAUUACCUACUGGAAGUGUAACACAAACAUCAAAAGAAACUGCACCUUCUACAAUAAAACCUACAUCACCUUCCUCGCCCCAUACAACAAAUACAACAAAAAAUGAAAUAGUGUCUACAAUAAUUGUUACAAAAACACCAAUAACUAGCAUAAAAAUGACUCCACUGACAAGUACAGGUGCAGCCACCGUAGUUCCAUCUACAGCAAUUGUUAUAACUACUGCACCAACCAUCCCCACCACAACUUCAAUAACAACAAGAACUAUUACUACUACUACAGAUAAGUGCCUAAAUGGGGGAAAGUAUGAUGGAAUUAAAUGCAUUUGUCCAGAAAUUUACUAUGGUCCAAUUUGUGAAACUCUCAUAGAUAAACUUCCUCCUGUGAAGACUGUUGACACCACUGUGAAGGUGGAGUUAAAGAUCGAUAAUAGGCCGUUUGAUGAGAAUCUGAUGAACAAUCAAUCAGACGAAUACAAAGAAUUUGAGAAGGAGUUUAAAGAUUUGAUGAAAAACACCUAUUCAGAUUUGGUCGGGUACAAAGAUGUACAAAUUGUGGAAUUAAAGGCCGGGAGCAUCAUUGUGGACCAUCUUGUGAUUGUGGAGGUUGAAUACAAAGAAAACAUGACCGUAGAGGAAGAAUACAAAAACAUCUUAGAGCAAGUCACUGUAACAGUGAAUACGGUGAAGGAAUCUUCACAGAACUGCAAAGAGGACGAUAGCAAUAGUACUUUUUGUUUUAAUUCAGAGUAUGGAAAUGUUACAGAAGUGGAAAUACCAAAUACUGAUUUGUGCGACCAAAUAUUUGGUGAUGAUCUUAAAGAUUUUUACACUCAAACAAUCAUAUCUGAAGGUCUGACCUGCAUUUCGCACUGCGAUCAAUCAUCUAAAAAAUUCGUAGACUGUAACAGUGGCCGAUGUGUGAUACAGAACCAGACAGGUGUACAGUGCUUUUGUCCAAGGACAGAUCUCUACAUGUACACAGGCUCUAGGUGCACAGGAAAAAUACUAAAGUCGGGGCUGUAUGGAGGCAUCGGAGCAGCCAUUGGUGUCCUCGCAAUUAUUGCUGCCACUGUGGCAUUCCUCUUAUUCAAAUCAAAGAAGAAGACAAAUUGGGACACGUACAGCAGUGAUGACAAUGAUUUAUGGUACGAGGACACAGAACAAGAAUGGAAUGCUGACCGUGGAAUAACCAACCUGAGCUCGCAGGGAGACUAUAUUGAGGACGGAUCAUCUGGAAGCAGUCAGUCCAAUAAGGAGAAGUUCAGGCCUAGACUGGAAAAUGUAGACACAACAGUUGAGAUUAAAAUCCAGAGGCCUGAAGUCUCUAUUGCAUAAUAUGUCAACACAACUAACAAGAAAUUACAGAGGACCAUUUGGGAAGAAAGAUUCAAUAAAGCCAGAAAAAACAAAUAUGCAUCACCAUGAACUGGAGGACCUAGAAAAGAAUAGCAGGUUGUGGUAUCAGAUGCCUUACAAAUUAGUAAAGCCACAACUGUCUUCUCUACUUCUUGGCCAAUUAGAGGAUGGACAAUCCAACCAGAUCUACCUACAACUGAAAAACUGUUUGGAAAAUGUAUAAAACCCUAUAAUGUGUGUAAAAGUCUAACAUUUUUGAAUAUGGCUCAUUUUGUGAAAACAAUUUGGAAAUGUUUCACUUUUGUGAUACAAUUUAGAAACAACUCAGUAGAGAGUGCAUGGGGGUGUAGGAUAACACCGGCAGCAAAAAGAAAAUGGAGGUUCCAAUGCUUCCACAAUAGGUAUUGAAACAUAUUUAGUUUAUUUGUGGUUUCUGAACAGAGUAAAACACAGAGCAGGCUACUCCAAUGCGUUUUGGUAAUUUCUGGCCUCUAGUCAUGACUAAGGUCUGGAAGUGUUUGAAAUAUGUUGGUAUAAUUUGUCUAGUUAUUUAUGCCAUCCAGAAACCACAAAUAAACUGAGCAGGUUACUCCAAUGCGUUUCGGUCACUUCUGGCCUUUAGUUAUGAUGACUAAGGUCUAGAAGUGUUUGAAAUAUGUUGGCAUAAUCUGUGAUGUGAUUUAUGCCAUCAAGAAGACACCAAUGGAACUGAACAACAUAAAACACAGAGCCGUUUUAUCCAACAAUUUUUGCUCACUUCUUUCCUUUAGCCAUGAAGACUAAGGUCUAGAAGUGUUUGGCAUAAUUUGUUCUGUGAUUUAUGCCAUGUACAAGCCACAUAUAAACUAAAAACAUUUUAAAACCUAUUGUGGAACCUCCUUAUUUCCUUUUGUCACUUUUGCACAACUCAUUUUUCCGAAAAGUAGAUGGGGCUCACAGCUGAAAUCUAUUUGGCACAAAUAAGUCCUGACCUCUUAAUACAUUUAAGGGCAUCAUACUCUGAUCAUAAAAUUCCAGUUUAUAAUGAAUUCCGUUUCUUUCUUCCCGACUCAAGAAUACUGGAUAUUCUCUCUCACUGUGGUGGACCAUACUGAGGAUGCGUUAAGACAAAGCCCAUAUGCGUUAAGACAAAGCCAAAAGUAUUCGGCGGCUUUGUGUUCAUCGUGUUAUUGUCACCUUAUUUAAAGCUAAAUUGUAUAUAAUGUUCUAAAUAUAAAUGUUAACUAUUAAAUUA